This is a messenger RNA of Lactuca virosa, 1953 nucleotides long. The record is from the annotation of a GenBank genome assembly. NCBI's taxonomy places the organism in Eukaryota, Viridiplantae, Streptophyta, Magnoliopsida, Asterales, Asteraceae.
GACACCGGACGAGAUAACAGUUCGCCACAGAACCGCCAUACGCCACCGUCUAAAAGCACGAAACCACUUUUCCUUCUCGUAUUCUCGUCGAACCUGUUACAAAUAAGUGUAGGCGUGUCUCCCACGCUCAUAUGCGUGCUCACACCCUGUUUCUUUUGCUACUUAUCUGCAUUAGUCUUCUCGGUGGUCGGAGUUAUUGCCAAUUUUGUCCUGAAUUUUUCGAAGGAUGAGUGGAUUUUGUCCAAGCAUUUUCUCAGACUUGUUACAGAUACACAUUCCUAGUUUCUAUCUUCAUCCCCCAAAAGCAACAUGUAACACGAGAAUGAGGCUGUAUGUGGUGCCUAGUAAGAUGUUUAGAUGUUAUGCUACUACUGAAUCAUUGCAUGUAGGCAUCACCUCAAAUGAAAAUCAAGUUUCUCCCAUUGUUACUGAUCCAGAUAAAUCUCAAAGCAAACGUUUGGGAGAUGAUUUUGAAAUGAUGUUAGAAGAACUGUUUUCUGAAAUCAAAAGCAUGAUAAGUUUGGGGAACAAAAGUGAUGCUCUUGAUCUACUUGAAGCAAAUUAUGAAGCUGUGAAGGAACAAAUGGUUGCAGGAAGGAAAAGUAUAGAAGAAGCUGCUAUUCUGGAUGUCAUAGCCUUGGGUUACAUGGCUAUUGAAGACUUCAAGAUGGUUGACAUUAUCAUGAAUAUGUUAAAUGAGAUUGUACAUGAUUUGAGUGAUGACGAGCCUCUUCUUGAUUCGAUACUGACACACAUGGGGAGUAUGAAUUCAGCUUUAGGGAGGUUUGAGAAUUCCAUGCUUCUAUACAAGAGAGCACUUACAAUUUUGGAGAAAAAUCAUGGAAGUAAUAGUAAAUCUCUUGUUAUGCCAUUAUUGGGAAUGGGCAAGGCUCUUGGUUCUGCUGGAAGGGCAAUAAAGGCAAUUGACAUUUAUCAUCGCACAAUUUCCAUAUUGGAAUCUAACAUGGGAGCAGAAAGCAAGGAAUUAGUUGUACCCUUGAAUGCCCUUGGCAAUCUUUUAAUCGAAGAAGGAAAAGUCAAAGAUGCCGAAAAUACUUUUAUGAGAAUUGUAGGCAUAUAUACCAAUUUAUAUGGAAAAGACGAUGAUAGAGUUGCAAUGGCUAUGUGUUCUUUAGCCAAUGCAAAGUGUGCAAAAGGAGAUGCAGAAGGAGCCAUUGACUUGUACACAAGUGCUCUUCAGGUGAUGGAGCAUUCAGAAAAUAUGAAUUUAGAUGAUAUUGUAUUGGAGAAGACAAGGGUAGAAUUGGCAGAGUUGCUUCAUGUUGUAGGAAGAGCAAAGGAAGGGAGGAAACUUCUAGAAGAAUGCUUAUCCAUCACUAAAAAAUACAAAGGAGAAGAGGAUCCAAGUUACAUAACUCACCUUACAAAUCUGGCAACAUCAUAUUCACGUUCCAAAAACUAUGUGGAAUCAGAGCGCCUCCUUAGAUCAACCUUAAACAUCAUGAAAAAAACUGUGGGCCCCGAUGACCCCUCCACCACCUUUCCUAUGUUACAGCUGGCAGUAACUCUUUACAACCUUAAACAAGAUGAAGAAGCUGAACAACUUGCACUUAAAGUCUUACACAUUCGUGAAAAAGCAUUUGGAAAUUCCUCUUUACCAGUUGGGGAAGCGUUGGAGUGUUUGAUAUGCAUUCAAAAGAGAGUUGGAAGAGAUGAUGGUGAGAUAUUAGAGAUGUUGAAGAGGAAUUUAAGGAUACAAGAGAGAGAAUUUGGUGAUGAAAGUGAACAAGUGGUUGAAACCUUGAAGAGGAUUGUGUUUUAUAUGGAGAAAAUGGAGAUUAAGGAUCAAAAGCAUCCUUUUCAAAGGAGAUUAUCUCAACUUAGAAAUAAAUUUAAGCAACAACUUCAAUAUUAAUGGAUUUUGCAGUUUUUUAUACAUGUUAUAUAUUCGAAAAUUUUGUACAAUUGCCAAGUUAGGAAAUCUAGUCACGA